CUGUAUGCUAUUGUAGUAAGGAUAAACAACUUUGUUUCAUCUGUCUUAUGAUAAAUAGAUUUGGACUAUUAAGCAUAAUUUUAUUACUUUUAUCCAUUGUAUAUUCUUAAUGGUAUUCUUUCACGAUUGCCUAGGUAUAAUCGUGGAACGAUUUGGAAUAAAAAGCAUAAUGUGGUUGGUGUUAUUCAUAAUUGGGCUGAUGCACCUGCUAUUCUCACUGAUAGACAGUCCAUGGUGGUUGGUACCAGUUGGUGUUCUGCCAGGCUUUCUCUUCAGCACUUAUUACAGUGCAAUGACGUCAUAUGCAAGCAGUGUAUCUACUCCUGGUACUGCCGCAUGUGUGCAAGCUCUUAUUUCGUCCGCUUACGACGGAUUGGGUGCCUCCUCUGGAAAUUUCGUAGCAGGAUUGCUGUUCUAUUACAUUGAUCGCAAAACGGUGUUCCUAUCCUAUGCUCUGUCGGCACUAUUUUUGUCUUUCCUCUUCAUGUGCAUCAAUCAUAUUACAAAUGAUGAUAAAAAUGAAAAGUCUGUGAAAGACAAUACUUGUAACUCAUGAAACAAUUAAAAUGUAUUUUCAAUUAAA
Molecule: messenger RNA, 583 nt
Organism: Nilaparvata lugens (brown planthopper)
Lineage: Eukaryota; Metazoa; Arthropoda; Insecta; Hemiptera; Delphacidae
Product: major facilitator superfamily domain-containing protein 6-like
Exons: 2
Coding region: 110-556 (148 amino acids)
Cellular component (GO): membrane
Molecular function (GO): transmembrane transporter activity
Source: RefSeq, a predicted model, not a curated record